AUGGGUGAAAUUAGAGCUUAUUUUAUAUGGAAAGAAGAAGCAGGUGAAGAACACGAAAUGAUGUUGGUGGUGAACCCAUUUCAGCAGGUGAAGAACAUGCUAGAGGGAGAAGAAAUGGGUGAAGUAAGUUUUGAUGUUAGCAUUUUGAACUCCAUACUCCUACAAUGGAGGGUUUGGCAGAACUCGCACGAGGGUGUACAAUUGUGCACUGGCGCCGCCGUCGAUUCUACGUCCAUUGAUGACAUAUCUUUCAAUCCGGCAGUCAAAUGCAAUUGCUCCUACAACAAUGCCACUCUUUGCCACAUCACUGCUCUGAAAGUUUACGCGUUAGACCCUGCUUAUGUGAUUCCGGAUGAACUUUGGAACCUAACUUUCCUCGAAGUCCUAAGCCUGGGCAUUAAUGCUUUGUCGGGGGAGCUUCCAAAGGAACUUGGAUUGCUAACUGACUUAAGAUCCUUGUCCAUUGGCACAAAUAAUUUUUUUGGGCCUUUGCCUUCAGAGCUUGGAAAUUUGAAAAAACUAACACAACUCUACAUAGAUAGUUCUGGUGUUAGUGGUGCUAUACCUCCAACAUUUGCAAAUCUUCUGAAUCUAGAAAUAGUGUGGGCUUCAGACACUGAACUUUCAGGGAGGAUACCUGAUUUCAUUGGGAAUUGGUCGAAGCUUACUACCUUGAGGUUCGAAGGAAAUUCAUUUCAGGGCCCAAUUCCAUCUACAUUUUCAAAUUUAACCUCAUUGCUUGACUUGAGGAUAAGUGAUCUUUUGAAUGGGAGUUCUUCACUGGACUUCAUUAGGAAUUUGAAGAAUUUAAGCAAUCUAGUUUUACGGAAUAACAAUAUUUCUGGUUCCAUCCCCUCUAAUAUUGGAGAAUAUCAGAGCUUGUCAUGGUUUGAUUUGAGCUUCAAUAAUUUGACAGGGCGUGUUCCAGAUCAACUUUUCAAUCUUAGUCCACUCAGAAAUUUGUUUCUCGGUAGUAACAAGUUAACGGGUUCUUUGCCUGCACAGAAGAGCCAAAAUCUGCAGAUUAUAGAUUUAUCAUACAAUGAAUUAUCUGGGGGCUUCCCUUCUUGGACUGGUGGACAAGAUUUACAACUGAAUCUGGUUGGCAAUAACUUUACCAUUGAGAGCUCUAACGACCGUGCUCUGUCUUCAGGAUUGAAUUGUCUUCAGAAGAAUUUCCAAUGCAAUCGAGAAACUCCCAUUUAUUCUAGCUUUGCUAUCAAGUGUGGUGGUCAACAAAUUGUGUCAUCUAAUCAAAUACUGUAUGAGAGGGAUAACGAGACUCUUGGUCCAGCAACACAUUACAUGACAAGCACAGGCAGGUGGGCUGUUAGCAAUGUUGGACUGCCCUAUGGUAGCAAUAGUCCAAAAUACACAACUUCCACUUCGUCACAGUUUACAAAUACUUUGGACUCUGAACUCUUCCAGACAGCAAGACUUUCAGCUGGAUCGCUAAGGUACUAUGGCUUGGGCUUGGAAAAUGGUAAUUACACUGUGACCCUCCACUUUGCAGAGUCAGUAAUCCUGAAAUCUAGCCCUCCUUCUUGGAAGACUCUUGGGAGGCGUGUCUUUAAUAUAUAUAUACAGGGCAAUCUAAAGGAGAAAGAUUUUGAUAUUCAAAAAGAAGCUGUGGAAUCAUUCACUGCUAUUUCAAGGGAAUACAAGGUUCAAGUAUCUGAAAAUCAUUUGGACAUCCAUCUGUUUUGGGCGGGGAAAGGAACUUGCUGUGUACCUUCACAAGGUAGUUAUGGACCUUUGAUUUCAGCGAUUAGUGCGACCCGAGAUUUUGUUCCCUCUGACAAAAAGAAGAAUAGGACUGGCAUGGUGGUAGGAAUUGUUUUUGGAGUUGGAAUGUUGAGCUUUCUUUCUGUAUUUGCUGUGUAUUGUUUUGUUCAGAGAAGAAAAAGGCAGGACACAUAUGAUGAUGAAGAGUUCUUGGGAAUGGAUGUGAAGCCAUAUACUUUUAGUUACGCUGAAUUAAGAGCUGGAACGAGUGAUUUUAGUCCUUCUAAUAAGCUUGGAGAGGGAGGAUUUGGACCUGUAUACAAGGGAACACUCGAGGAUGGGAGAAUUGUUGCUGUUAAGCAACUCUCUGUGGCCUCCCGCCAAGGGAAGAGCCAGUUUGUGGCAGAGAUUGCAACAAUUUCUGCUGUCCAGCACCGCAACCUAGUGAAGUUGUAUGGCUGCUGCUAUGAGAGAGACAAACGGUUGAUUGUGUAUGAGUUUCAUGAAAACAAGAGUCUUGAUCAAGCACUAUUUGGAUGUAGUAACUUAUUUCUUGAUUGGCCAAGACGUUUUGAAAUAUGCUUGGGAAUAGCAAAAGGUCUAGCUUAUCUACAUGAGGAAUCUCGACUAAGAAUCGUACACAGAGAUAUCAAGGCUAGUAAUAUUCUACUUGAUUCAGACCUCAACCCUAAAAUCUCAGAUUUUGGGUUGGCCAAGCUCUAUGAUGAUAAAAAGACCCAUAUUAGCACUCGUAUUGCAGGCACACUUGGGUAUCUUGCACCGGAAUAUGCCAUGCUUGGCCACCUUACUGAGAAGGCCGAUGUGUUUAGUUUUGGAGUUGUUGCCUUGGAGAUAGUUGGUGGCCGGCCAAACUAUGACACGAGCUUGGAACAAGACAAGAUGUAUCUUCUUGAAUGGGCUUGGAAUCUGCUAGAGAAUAAGCGGGAGGUUGAUUUGGUGGAUGAAAAUCUGAAAAGCGAAUUCAAUGAGGAUGAAGUAAAACGAGUGAUAGGGGUAUCGCUUUUGUGCACCCAAACAUCCCCAGUAUUUCGGCCACCAAUGUCCCGAGUGGUGGCAAUGCUUUCAGGAGACACUGAGAUAGUAGGUGCAACUACAAGGCCCAGCUACCUCACUGACUGGAGGUUCAAUGAUCUAACCAGCUUCAUCACUAGUAGUAGUAUUCAUGAUUCCCAGGAUGAUCCAUCAGUGGCUACUACUACAAGCGUCACAACAGAUUUAAAUUCUUCACCACUAAAUCUAAAUGCAUCCAGACCUUUGCUUCACGAGAUCAUUGGAGAGGGCCAAAUAAGGUCAAUUUAAGAAUGUGUUCCCAUUGAAAUUAUGGGUAAUUGACAGAAAUGUACUGUAAAAUGAAUAAGCGACCAAAAUAGGACACUUUUCAAAGUUAUACAAUUCUGGAAAAAACUCAUUUGGGACAUGCGUUUUUAUCAGAAAGGCAUGUCUCAA
Messenger RNA from Ipomoea nil (Japanese morning glory), 3192 nucleotides. Its product is annotated as probable LRR receptor-like serine/threonine-protein kinase At1g56140. Lineage: Eukaryota; Viridiplantae; Streptophyta; Magnoliopsida; Solanales; Convolvulaceae. Gene Ontology annotation, molecular function: ATP binding; protein kinase activity; protein binding. Bases 1 to 3045 code for a protein of 1014 amino acids. The record is from RefSeq and is a predicted model, not a curated record. The transcript is spliced from 23 exons. Gene Ontology annotation, biological process: protein phosphorylation.